This is a messenger RNA of Cucurbita pepo subsp. pepo (vegetable marrow), 1390 nucleotides long. NCBI's taxonomy places the organism in Eukaryota, Viridiplantae, Streptophyta, Magnoliopsida, Cucurbitales, Cucurbitaceae. The record is from RefSeq and is a predicted model, not a curated record.
GUGUGUCCAUAUAAAAAUAUAUAUCAAAAUCUCACUUGUGUCCAUAUAAAAUUUUACCCAUGUCGCCGGCAAGGUUGCGGAUCUCACAACCACGAACUAAGCAGAUCGUCCUGAGAUGACUGCCCAUCAACACAAGGUCGUUUCAAGUCACGAAACCACGGUGGUAAAGGUAAAGGAAGGAGGGAAGACAAACAGCGAGGAAGAAGAAGAAGAAAAGGACGGAAAUCGGCGUUGGAAACGACGAACGGAGGAGAGAGAAACAUCGCGCACGGAAUCAGGCGAAGAAGAAAGGAUCCAUCGGAAUCAGGCGAAGAAGAAAGGAUCCAUCGGAAUCAGGCGAAGAAGAAAGGAUCCAUCGGAAUCAGGCGAAGAAGAAAGGAUCCAUCGGAAUCAGGUAGACUCGAACCAAAUACGCUACCCCCAAGUCCAGCGGCCCAAACACCCUCAGCAGCCUAGUCCCGAGGCCCGACUCACUCUGCAACCCGAGCCGCGUACGACCCGGGUCCGCUGUGCAAACUCAAGAACCUGAGUCCAAACCCACCUUCAAACCCGAGGCCCAAGUCUGGCUCGACCUAAAACCCAAAAAUCAGCCCAAUAGCACCAAACUCAUCCGCGAGCCAACCCGAAGCGGAACUUCGACCCGCGCCUCAACCUGAGACGCCUACGCUGUCGUGGCCCUCUUAUAUGCCACCACGUGUCAAGCCGUGGCGCCAGGAGCCCUUCAACUUGAGCGGCUUGGACCGCGCGACAACUCUCCGGCGGCUUCCCGACGACGUUCCUGCGACGCUUCAACGACUCUCCGAUGACUCUCCUGGCGACUCCUCGGCUUACCAUUUUUAGCCCAAUUUCCACCAUUCUGACCCUCCUAGACCUGUUUUCGGCUCCGAUUAAGGUGUUUUCGGCUCCGAUUAAGGAAAUUUAGGCAGUUUUAGAGCUGUAUUUUAUAUUUUUAGUUGGAUUAUUAAUUAAAUGUGAAAUACUAACGAAAGGUGACGAACAAUAGAUAGAAAGCGAACCCCGACAACCUUUGGAGCAGCUUUCAAGGAACGGAAGUUUACGUUUAGCUAAUUAGGGAGUACUUUGGUUAAGACAAUCAAGUAAGUGGUCUUACCAUAGGAUAGACUAAAAUUGUUUGCAUUACCGUCUUAUUUACGAGCAUGAUGAUGUAUGAUGUUUAUGAUGAUGUAUGAGUAUGAUAAUAUAUGAUGUUUAUGACGAUGUAUGAGUAUGAUACUUGAGCUAUGAUGCAUGUUAUAUGUACGUGAUUUAUGUUUUGAUGCAUGACAUACAUAUGAUGUUUGAUGUAAUUGAUGGCUUAUUGAUGAGUAUCAUGUUGUAGGCCGGUUUCUUUAAUAUGAUGAUGUUUUCCAUAUUGAGCAUGCUAUAUGAU